UGAGCUGCUGUGACUCGUCUGCCGGUGUUAAAGCAGGAUAACCGGCUGUGGAAUGGCUUUGCUGACCUUGCACAGAACGCCAUCUAUUUCCACGACACCGGUUUCCUUUUUUCUGUUUUUUCUUUUUUUUACCCAGUCACUCAUCUCAGAGUGAGUUAUGGGUGAGAAAAAAGGCUAAAAAGAUGAUCCAGAGGAGUCAAGCAGAAUCUCCUGGUGUCUGUUUGCAAUUAAGUGCAUCACAUAAUCAAUUCACCCACCACUCAUUUUUAACAUCACCAUUCUCUGGACAAAUCAAAAAUGAGAGUUUACAGAGUCUUAGAGUUAUAAUGUCCUGUAACUUCUAAUUCAAUCUAUUGUAAUCGACUUCAUUUUAUUUUUAAGGAUGAGCCUAUUCCAAGAAGAGGAAGACUUCAGAAAAGAGAAAGUUUCGCCCUGGUUAAGGGGGCAGUGCUCCUGGUGGAAGAGGAAGAGAGGGAGGGAUUACAUGAAGAUACCGUACCCUCUCUGCUAGGUCCUAGGCAAGGAGGCCGAGCCUCUGACACUCAGCGCAGACAUUUGCAUGCAAUGAUUUCAUUACUACGACCAGAAGACACAGUCAAACUGGCUGUGCGUUUGGAGUCAGUGAGCCCAGUCAGAGUGAGGUAUUUGCUAAUAGUCGGCACACUUAACAAAAGACAGGAGAGUCUACUACUUGGCAUGGACUUCCCAGGGUUAAACAGUGAUGUGUGCACUAUUGGACUUGUCUUGCCAUUAUGGAGUGACACACAGGUUUACCUUGAUGGAGAUGGAGGUUUCAGUGUGACAUCUGCAGAAGUGACACGGAUCUUUAAGCCUGUGUCCAUUCAGACGAUGUGGUCAGUGUUGCAGGCGCUGCAUGGCUGCUGUGAACGGGCCGUGCGUGGGGCUGUCAUACCAGGCUGCGGGCUGGAGUGGGCACAACAUUACAGAGAGAACGUGGAAUCUGACCAGCACUGCCUUAAUGAAUGGGCGGCCAUGACUGGCCUAGAGUCAGUCAGGAGGGACACCGGAGCACGUUCAUCAUCAAAUCGGGAGUCAGUGGAGAAGGAGAUCAAAGCCCAACUUCGAGAUAUCAUGAGGACUGAGGACUUGGAAAACAUUACCUCAAAGCAGGUGAGAACAGCCAUGGAGUCCAGAAUAGGCAUAGACAUGAAGGACUACAAAGAGUAUAUUGACAAUGAGAUGAUGGUCACAAUGGCACAGAUGGACAAACCUUCCAGAAUCUUGGACUACCUUUACUUGGGUUCUGAAUGGAAUGCUGCCAACUUUGAAGAACUACAGAAGAACAAUGUGGGCUACAUCCUGAAUGUUACCAUGGAGAUUGACAACUUUUUCCCAGAAUCCUUCACCUAUAUGAAUAUUAGAGUUUACGAUGUGGAAGCAACCGACCUACUCUCAUACUGGAACAACACAUACAUGUUCAUCAGUGAAGCAAGGAAGAGUGGACAGGCCAUACUGGUACAUUGUAAGAUGGGCGUCUCUCGCUCUGCCUCCACAGUAAUUGCUUACCUGAUGAAGCAGCAGGGCUGGACAUUAGACCAUGCCCUCAACCAUGUGAGAGAAAGACGGUCUAUAGUGCAGCCCAAUGAAGGUUUCCUGAAACAGCUGCAUACAUACAGCGGCAUCCUCAGUGCCAGUAAACAGCGCCACAGUGCCCUCUGGAGGAGGAAGUCCAAGCCAGAAGUCCGCCAGCCAUCUGACCACAGCGAAGCAGCUACAGGGAGUGAACAUGAACAGAAAGAGGAAGACUCAGAGAGCCCAGAAGAGGAGAGCAGUAAUGAGGAGGAAACAGAUGUCUUUGAUGAGCAGUUGGAGGAGAGUGUUCCCGACACGUCUGGGGCAGAUACAGCUACAUCCAACCCACUUAUUACUGUACAAGAAAGUGAUAAGGUGUCAUCUAGCCCAAGCAGAAGUGGCAGGAUGGAUUUGUUCUCUCUUAUGCAGUCUAUUCAGCUUGACGAUGAGGACAGAGGCCUAGAUAAAGAGUUCGCUAUCUGUCAGAGACUUUCUCCUGCACAACGAAGGCGGAGUCACGGAAGAAGAGGCUUGACUUAUCAGAGAGCCCAUGUUGAUGUUUCUCCUGAACCAAGCAGCAGACAGUCACACAACACAAACCAGGACGAAGCUGGUCUCUGAAGCACUUUAACAAAGGGGCCGUGUUAAGGAAUAUGGAGAAAGAGGAAUAUUUAAAAGUUUAAAGGUGAGGAAAAAGAACACAAACAGGGAUGCUAAUAUAAGAGACAUUCUUGCACAAGUCUUAUCCUUCUGAUUGUAUCAUUCCAAGUUCUUAUGAGUCAUUGCAGAAUAAAAUUAGGGAAUUUAUUCAUAUUGUUGCUGUAUUGAGGCUCAUUUAGGUAAUUUCACUUUGAGGCAACAUAUAAAAACACAUGGUUACAUAUCAAUGGAUAUCCCACUAAUUUUUCCCUCACCUGUCCAUCUAGCCCAAAACUCAUAAACUGUGGUCAGUUAAGGUGGAUUGUUGAAAAAAAAAAAAAUCAGCCACCACUUGUCAAGUGAGUAUUGAUAAAGGAACUGUUUUCCUCAGAGCAUUAUCAUUCAAAAUGUCACAUUGUGCCUUUUGAAAUCUCUGUAUCCUUUGCACCUUCAUACUGAGCCAUAAAAUUCAGUUUACUUCACAGAUUUUUGUAUGGUAUUAUAGUGCGAGUGGAGUAUUUCUCUAUGGCUGUUAUCUCUCAUGUAAUUAUACAGAAACAUGAACUAUUCCUCUUGAUAGCAUUGUUUCAUGUUCUUUUUAAUAAAUGAAUAAGAGUGUGAUCCACUCGUUUUAGGAGUCCUAUGCAAUAAAUCUACUUUAUAGCUGUUUCUUCUCCAUGAAUGUGAAGCUUUAUGCUGCCUCUGUUGAGAUCAGUAGGUCAAAAAGUGUAGAGAAAGCAAUCAAGGAUUUAAUCUUUUUAUUGUUUCAUGUAUACUACCAUUCAAAACGUUGGGGUCCGUAAGAAAUCGGUGAUUUUAUUCAGCAAGGAUGCAUUAAAUUGAUUGAAAGUGACAUUUAUAACAUUUCAAAUAAGUGCUGUUUCUUAACUUUCUAAAAAAAAAUGUAUCACGGGUACCGUUAUAAUGUUGAUGAUAAUAAGAAAUGUUUUUGAUCACCAAAUAUUACAAUUUCUAAAAGAUCAUGUGACACUAAAGACUGGAAUAAUAUUUCAGAAAUAAAUUACUUUUUAAUAUAUAUUUAACUAGAAACCAGUUAUUUUAAAUUGCAAUAAUAUUUUGCAGCAUUACUGUUUUUACUGUAUUUUUAUCAAAUAAAUAUAGCCUUGGUAAGCAUAAGAGACUUCAAAAACAAAAUCUUACUGACCCCAAACUUAUGAAUGGUAGAGUAGUUUCUAGACAGUGAUGUAGCUACUCAUGCUAUAUCAUAUGUUUUUAACACUUGGAGCUAUUUUCAUGUCUUUUUAAAUUAAGCAGAUGUUGUUUAAUAUUUGUUUUAACCUGUACAGUAUGGAGGAAACAAAACCUGAGAAGAAACCUGAGUAUUUUCCUAAAACACGUGCCAGUUAUUUAACCGUCUCUGCUGUUUCAAUCAUUCUGCAUGAUGGUUCAGUGCCUUUAGUUGAUAGAGGUGGACCAAAAUAACUACAUUUGUUGGUUUUAAUAUUUGUGCAGUUAAAACUAACUCAACUAACUCCUACAUAAUACAUGUGUCUUUAGCCCUAGGGGUGGUUGAUUUGUGUCUUUGCAUGAUGUCUCAAAUAUCAGACUGUAUGCAUGCUGUUUGUACUGUAUGUAAGCCUGUCUUUGUGAAGCAUGAGUCCUGUAUGUAUAAAGUAUAGCUAUACAAUCUGCUGUAAAACAUUUGUUGAAAUGUGUAUACUGUCAUUGCACAAAGUGCCAAUGUUGUGAAACCAAAGUUAUGUUGUGGAAUGUUUCUAGUAUUGAGGCACCACUGGUUUUGCAGUUAUUUUCCACUAGAAUGUCUUAAAUUAUGUGUAUUAGUGAUAAAUGAUGACCUACAGCCUUCAAAGUGCUGAGUUUCCUCACCUAGUGUAUAAUGUGCCAUGCCUUAGACAACUUCAAAAACAGUGAUACAUUUUAUUAUUAUGUAACUCACAUUUCCAUUGUUGGUAUCAGGUGGCGUUAAAUAUCAAGUCAAGGUUGCUGUUGCUUUUUCUAUUUAUGACUGAUCUGAAAAUGUAUCUUUUUAAUUUGAUAUACAAAGUUGUCUGUGCUAUAAAAAUUAAAAUGAAUUUAUAAUGGGGGCUUGAGAAAUAUCUAAUGGAAACUCUCAUGGAUUGUUUUUGUAUCACACUGAGUGUUGCAGGUUGUAAGAUAUUCCAAUUCUUAAUAAUGCUACUGUAAAAUUUUGUGUGUGUAUAUUUAUACACACGUGUAUAUGUGAAAAUUCAUAUAUAUAUUAGUGCUUUACAUAUAUUACUGGAAAUGCGUCUUUGCUAAAUUUUAAAAUACAGCAACUAAGCUGUAUACAACAAGACUUCAUUAUUUGGCCAGAUAAACAGGGUAUAUACAGGUGCAUCUCAAUAAAUUAGAAUGUCGUGGAAAGGUUCAUUUAUUUCAGUAAUUCAACUUAAAUUGUGAAACUCGUGUAUUAAAUAAAUUCAAUGCACACAGAC
Onychostoma macrolepis is the source of this 4610-nucleotide messenger RNA. Its product is annotated as protein phosphatase Slingshot homolog. The record is from RefSeq and is a predicted model, not a curated record. The coding region runs from base 565 to 2154 and encodes 529 amino acids. Gene Ontology annotation, molecular function: protein tyrosine/serine/threonine phosphatase activity; actin binding. Gene Ontology annotation, cellular component: cytoplasm. Gene Ontology annotation, biological process: protein dephosphorylation; actin cytoskeleton organization; negative regulation of actin filament polymerization. NCBI's taxonomy places the organism in Eukaryota, Metazoa, Chordata, Actinopteri, Cypriniformes, Cyprinidae. The transcript is spliced from 15 exons.